Messenger RNA from Podospora pseudocomata, 2285 nucleotides. It is a transcript of the gene SSN3, whose product is annotated as cyclin-dependent protein kinase. The record is from RefSeq and is a predicted model, not a curated record. Gene Ontology annotation, molecular function: cyclin-dependent protein serine/threonine kinase activity; ATP binding. Lineage: Eukaryota; Fungi; Ascomycota; Sordariomycetes; Sordariales; Podosporaceae. Gene Ontology annotation, biological process: protein phosphorylation. The coding region runs from base 1 to 1896 and encodes 631 amino acids. The transcript is spliced from 2 exons. Gene Ontology annotation, cellular component: mediator complex; nucleus.
AUGGACAAUCGAUAUACCCCACUACAGAGGGCCCCAGUACAUCAGCAGCAGCAGCAUCAACAUCAGCAACGGCAAAAUAACCAGCAGCAACAACAACAACAACAACAACAACAACAACAACAACAACAACACCACCACCACCACCAACAGCGGCAGUUUCAACACUCACAGUACACUCCCUAUGGCCAACAACAAAGCACUGUGGGCGGGGGCGGUUUUAGUGUUGCGAGGGCGGGAAGUGCUGCUGCUGCUGCUGUUGCUGCGCGGCGCGUGGUAGUCGCCAAGACCACCAAUGGCGGCGUUGAUCUCCCCAGGCCUGGUCUCACAUCGCUGUCAGCCUCAUCCUCAUCUUCUUCAACGUCGUCGUCGACCGCCGCCUUUAUGCACCCGCACCCCCACCAUUAUGCCCCUGCUGUUCCGAACCACCACAACCCUUCUUUUGCCGUUGCCAGCGCUGCUGGUGAUAUCAGAUCAAACAAUUUUGUCAACGCCAUGAACCCGGCCCGAAAUUUGAGAGCUGAAGUCAGCUACCAGCAACAGCAGCAGCAGCAAAGGACAUCAUCCUACCCAGGUGACCGGGGAGGACCCAUCCAGUAUCAGAGCAAAGUGCGAGUUACAGACAAGUACAAAGUCAUUGGUUUCAUUUCCAGUGGCACCUAUGGCCGUGUCUACAAGGCUCACGGUCGCCAUGGCCAACCAGGCGAGUUUGCCAUCAAGAAGUUCAAGCCGGACAAGGAAGGCGAGCAGGUCACCUACACGGGCAUUUCGCAAUCCGCCGUGAGAGAAAUGGCCCUCUGCUCUGAACUCAACCACGCCAACGUCAUCAAGCUCAUCGAAAUCAUCCUCGAGGACAAGUGCAUAUUCAUGGUCUUUGAGUACGCCGAGCACGACUUGUUGCAAAUCAUCCACCACCACACCCAGCAACCGCGGCAUCCCAUCCCGCCAAACACCAUCAAGAGCAUCAUGUUCCAGCUCCUCAACGGCUGCCAAUACCUGCACACCAACUGGGUCCUCCACCGUGAUCUCAAACCAGCCAACAUCAUGGUCACGUCGUCGGGGGAGGUGAAAAUUGGCGAUCUCGGUCUCGCCCGCCUGUUCUACAAACCCCUCCACAGCUUGUUCUCGGGCGACAAAGUCGUAGUGACGAUCUGGUAUCGCGCUCCCGAGCUGCUGCUGGGAAGCAGGCACUACACGCCCGCGAUCGACAUGUGGGCCGUGGGCUGCAUCUUUGCCGAGCUGCUCUCUCUCCGCCCCAUCUUCAAGGGGGAGGAAGCAAAAAUGGACUCGAAAAAGACGGUGCCGUUUCAGCGGAACCAGAUGCAAAAGAUUGUGGACGUCAUGGGCCUGCCGACGAAGGAGCGGUGGCCGUUGCUGACGAGCAUGCCCGAGUACUCGCAGCUGCCGUCGCUGUCACCGCCAUUGGGAGGCGGUGGCGGUGGUGGGCAUGGAGGUCACCACGGACAUCACGGGUAUGGUUCACACCAUCAUCACCAGUCCCACCACGGACGAGGCGGGAACAACGCAGCCGCGAGCGUCUCCCACUUGGAAAAGUGGUACUAUGGCACCAUCAACCAGCAGAUUUCGUCGACGGCGCAGGCCAAUGGGGCGAGCUCGCUUUCGGUGCUCGGCGCGCAGGGGUACAACUUGCUGGCUGGGCUGCUGGAGUACGAUCCGGAAAAGAGACUGACGGCUGCCAAUGCGCUCCAGCACCCGUUCUUUGCCGAGAGCCCGGAUCCGAUCAAUGCGAACUGCUUCGCGGGGGUCAAGAUGGAAUACCCUCAUCGGAGGGUCAGUCAGGACGAUAACGAUAUACGAACGGGGAGCCUGCCCGGGACCAAGAGAAGCGGGCUGCCGGAUGAUUCGCUGAGACCGGGGAAGAGAGUGAAGGAGAACUGAUUUUACUUUUCCACGGCUGGGCAAUGAUUAUAGGGAGAGGAGUCGUCUGGAGUUGGUGGUGUUUCUGGGAUGGGCAUGACAUCUAUGGCAUUUACGUUUGAGCGUUUAUUCAGAGUUUAUAGUGAUAUUCCGACCAUCAAAGGCAUAUUGUUGGUGUUUUUGCUAGGGAUACUCGUGAUUGCUCUCAGGCUCUCAAAGUCGAGCCGACUCAGAUAGUCACGCCCCAUUCCUCGUCUCCUCCACCUCGCAGUACGCCUUGAAAGUGACAAACUCGUCCUCGUCUCCAUCCGCCUCGCUCUCCAGCACGCAUUCCGCUGUGGCGCCCACAAAAUAGACAUACCCCUCCUUGAUCUCCUUCACAGUCGGCCCAACGCUAAUCUUCCCCUUGC